AUGGACUCGACCCGACGUCGACGACUCCUGUACAUGGAGAAGGGAGCACCCUUCAAGCUACCGAGGACCACGUUAUUCCGUACCAAGAAGGAGGCUGCGGCAAAGAGCAGCCAUGACCCCACAGCUGCCAACUCCCACGACGUCCCCAGUGAUGGCGAAGAGCUUGACUCUGAUUUCGAUGUGCCAGCGACUGUGGCUGCAGAAGAGCCUGUCUCUCCCGAGAGUGAAGAAGAGGAAACAGUUGAGUCAAGGACAGAAACUCCUCCCAUUUCUGAGGAGACCACGGAACGACCACCGCUGGUGGACGAGGGGGAUCUCAUAGCAGCAAGCCUACGGGCUUUCGGGGCGGAAACGCUGCCCCAUUCCACAACCACAAAAGCCGCUGCAGUUGCCAUGAUAAUGGCGUUUGUGGCUAGCGAAGGGUUGACCUGGAAGGGCCUCGAUAACCUCCUUGUAAUGAUCAACUUCUUCUUUGCACCGGAGCCAGCCGUCCUGCCCCCCAGCAAGUACCUCUUUCGGAAGCUCUGGGGAUCCGAGACAGAGUCGGCAGUUGUGCGGCACUAUUACUGUCGUGCAUGCAAUGACCUUUUGGACAUUGCAGAGGAAGCUGGCAUCUGUCCAACAUGCGAGAAGACCACCAGUCUGAAUGAUGCAAAAAAAGACGGUGCCUUCUUUGUUGUCCUUGACAUCCACAAACAGCUGAACCAUGUCGUACAGAGAAGCAAGCCAGCUCUCCACACAAAGCUAACCCAGGUAGCCAGGGACCCGGGGACAGCCAGCACCAUCACGGACAUUACCGAUGGCCAGGCGUAUGCCAAACUCAAGGCGUCUGGGACUGUACAAGGUAGCGACCUCACGUUGACAGUAAGCACCGAUGGGAGUCCGGUCUUCACAUCUUCUGGAGCAUCUGUGUGGCCUAUCCAAUUCACGGUCAACGAGUUGCCAGUGCCUGAACGGUUCCGGCUCUCCACCCUAGCUGGGCUUUGGUUCGGGAAAGGGCACCCGAAUAUGACCUUGUUUCUCGGGAAGUUCGUCGAAGGAGUGAACGCCAUGGAACCAGUCCUCUGGCAGCACCAAGCGACUCGGCACUCAUCGAAAGCAUUCGUCCUGUGCUUCUGCUUAGACGCCCCUGCACGCUCCUCCGUUCAGAACAUUGUGCUCUUCAACGGGUAUUUCGGAUGUCCGUGGUGCCACAUCAAAGGAGAUUAUGUCGACGGAAGCCUCAGGUUCCUUUCAUUCGAGGAUGUGCCCGGGAGGACAUCAGAAGGUGUCCGACGUGACAUGGACCUGGCACUGGAGACCUCGAUGACAAUCAACGGCUACAAGGGUCCCUCACCCGCCGUGAACCUCCCACACUUUGACUUGGUGUGGGGCUUCACGGUGGAGUAUAUGCAUGGCGUGCUGCUGGGCGUCACUCGCCAGAUCACAGAGCUGCUGUUGUCCUCCACUAACUCCAACGAGCGCUUCUACAUAGGCAGCCCCAGUUCAGUCGCAGCACUGGACAGGCGUCUACUUCUGAUCAAGCCUCCCCACUGCUUCACAAGGCUGCCAAGGUCGCUGGGAACUCGUGUCAACUGGAAGGCGUCCGAGUGGAGGCACUGGCUCCUCUUCUACUGCCUCCCCUGCACACAGGGGAUCCUCCCGUUGCGGUACUGGAGCCACCUUGCCAAGCUUGUUGAGGCCAUCCACCUACUCCUGAGGGAGGAGCUGACUCCGUCUUCUAUCGACCAAGCUGAGACCCUCCUGUUGGCCUUCGUAGCCAGCACCAGGAUCCUCUACAAGGACCUGGCGAUGACCUUCAACGUCCACCAGCUCCUCCACCUUGCAGAGGCGGCGCGGCAGAUGGGACCACUCUGGGGCCACUCUGCAUUUGUUUUCGAGAGUGGAAAUGGGCAUUUGGUCAAACUGGUAACUGGGGCAAAUGCAGUGCCAAGCCAGAUUGUGGAGAGAGUCGUGAUGGAACAGCACCUAGAGUGCCUUCUGACCUCGCCACUCUUGUCAGACAGCUGUAAAGAGAUGUGCAACAGAAUGCUGGGGUACCCUAAGCUCCUGAACUUUAUGUCUGUUGGUGAAGUUGGUCUGCUUGGCUGCCCGCACAAGCUCGUCCUCUCUGAGCAGCUCAAGUCAGCCCUUUCGGAGUAUGUUGAUGAGUGCCCUGACCUUGCUGCAGAGUACACGAGGUGCACUAAUUGCAUGCAGCUGGCACUGGUCAAUCAGAUGCAUCUGAUACUUAUGCACAAUAUGAUUGAGGUCCUUCAUUUUUAG
Molecule: messenger RNA, 2265 nt
Organism: Ixodes scapularis (black-legged tick)
Lineage: Eukaryota; Metazoa; Arthropoda; Arachnida; Ixodida; Ixodidae
Exons: 5
Coding region: 1-2265 (754 amino acids)
Source: RefSeq, a predicted model, not a curated record